Molecule: messenger RNA, 2434 nt
Organism: Anthonomus grandis grandis
Lineage: Eukaryota; Metazoa; Arthropoda; Insecta; Coleoptera; Curculionidae
Product: forkhead box protein F1-like
Exons: 2
Coding region: 258-1349 (363 amino acids)
Biological process (GO): animal organ morphogenesis; regulation of transcription by RNA polymerase II
Cellular component (GO): nucleus
Molecular function (GO): DNA-binding transcription factor activity, RNA polymerase II-specific; RNA polymerase II cis-regulatory region sequence-specific DNA binding
Source: RefSeq, a predicted model, not a curated record
UCACACUUGCCCAUCCCGGGGUCCGCGCGCACUCCCGACUCAGAACCCGUCGAAUUUUAAUAUCAUUCCGUUUAAGAAGACCGUACGCGAGACAUUUGUAUACAUAAAACUCUAGUGUAAAUUGUGUACGUAUACCACCAGACCACACUGUUUGUAUAUAACGGGCGUAAAUAUACAAUAACGUGUGUGUAUGUGUAUCAAAUAAAGAUCGGAUUGUUUAUAGUUUAUAUGAUUCCGAUGUAAAUGUUUUGAAAAGAAUGAUGAAGGAGUUAGGCGAGCCCGGCGUGGUCGGACAGUCAGCCGCGAACGCGAUCACCAUCCAGCAGCACCUGAGUCAGCUACAGCAGCUGCACCAUCCCAGCGUCAUCAGUUUAAAUGAAUCCGUUACGUCAGCACAUCAGCAGAACGUUUCCCCCACGGAGAGCACCACCUCGGAGGACCAAAAACCGUCCUCGACAGACAAGAAGAGCGGAGUGAGGAGGCAAGAGAAACCCCCGUACUCUUACAUAGCACUCAUCGUAAUGGCCAUACAACAUUCGCCCACCAAGAGGCUCACCCUAAGUGAAAUCUACUCCUUCUUGCAGCAAAGAUUCCCGUUCUUCCGAGGGAGUUACCAAGGAUGGAAAAACUCGGUGCGUCACAACUUAUCGUUGAACGAGUGCUUCAUUAAGCUCCCCAAAGGUUUGGGACGUCCCGGCAAGGGACACUAUUGGACAAUCGAUCCUGCCAGUGAGUUUAUGUUCGAAGAAGGAUCGUUCAGGAGACGCCCGAGGGGUUUUAGGCGGAAAUGUCAAGCGAUGAAACCGCAGUACCAUCCCGGGACGUUUUUCGCCAACAACAUGUCCUCGAUGGUGAACCAGGCGGCCGGAUACGACCACCAGUUGGUGCAGACUCAAGAUUUUUCCACUUGUUCGUAUAAUACCGCUGCCUCCCAAGUGUCUUCGGUGAGCGGUGGUCCUUAUGGUAACUACGAGUACCCCGCGGUGUAUCAGCAACAAUGUGAAAGGGAUUACGGGGCUCCGAAUCCGGGAUUUUUACCGUCGCCUUAUGGGGACUCCGGUGGGAUCUCGAGUAGUUACAUGAAAGCGCCCUUGAGCCCUAUGCCGGAGAAUCAGGACACGCCGCCCCCCGCUGUGGAUAACUAUUAUCAGUAUGGGGUUAUUUCGACGUCUACCGACAAUUUGAUGCGUCCAUCGAGUAACGGCAUGCAAACGAGCCAAUGUGAUAGGAAACCGUACGUGAUGCCCUCGCCGCCCCAUUCGACGACCAUGCCUGCCUCUCUACCCUCACCCCCGUCAUCCAACACCCCGCAUACUUACUACGACGCCCCCGUAAAGUAUAAUAUGUGAUUUAGUUUAAUUUACCGGGGGGAUUUUAAAAAGAAACAGGAUUAUUUGGUUGAUUUGUCCCUUAUGCGCAUCGAUCCAUUUAUAGAAGAACAUUAUAAGUCAAAAAUGAAUAGCUGUCAGAAUAACGGUUUAAAGAUUAAUGUUUUAUUAACUUUUUUGUAUUGCAGGCCAAUUAAAGGCCUCAAAGUAUUAACAGGUGAUAAGAACUCCUAAAUUAUCAAACAAAAAUUAAUUAUCAACCUAGAAAACUUUAAGAAAAUCGAAACAAUAAAAACAAAAUAAAAAACAUUAUAUUGUAAAUAACUGGAAGACGUGAAAAAUGAUUCCAAAUGCCUGGAAUAAAACCAGAUUUUACUCCAAAUACCUGGAAUAUUAUGAAAAUCUGGAGAAUUUUAUAAGUUUAAAAAGGUUUUUACAAAAAACUAAUAUUAAUUGUGAUACAUCGUUAAAAAAGUAAUUUCAUAAAAUAAGUAUAGAUUAAAAAACACAAGAGUUGAUGAUGAUUGGCUUAAAAGUUACAAUGAUCAUAUAAUAUUAUAAAAAUACUUAAUUUGUAACCAGUUUAGUUAGGCUACACACUAAUGCCUUCUGUCGGUAAUGUCAUAAUGUGACGAUCUAUAUCACAUAAAUUAUAUUAUGAAUUGUUUAUUGUAUAAUAUAUCUAUAAAGUGCAAUUUUUUGAGUGAUGACUUUCUUCUAUAAAUGGAGCGAUAUUUAUUUAUAAAUAUAUAAUUUAAGAUGUAUCAUAGUAGUUACGUUAUUUAUGUAUGUACUGUAGAUACAGCAGAUUAGGUGGGUCAAAAAGUCUUUAUAUUGUGUUUUUUUAAAUUGGACUUUUUGCACUGGCUUGUAUAUUAAUAUUUGUUAAUGGAUGCUCUUGAUGGCCACUGGGUCAUUAUUAUAUAAAUAUGUUUAGUUCUUUAAAUUUAAUUAAAUUUAAAGUCGUACAGCUACCUAAGCCAAAUCUCUGUAAAUAUAUUAUUUGUGCGGGAUAAAUUAUAUCGCAAGAAAUGCCCUUUUUAUAUGUAGAAAUAUAAAUUAUUAUUUUUUGACUUAAUAAUUAAAUAAGCAUUAUUCGUAGUAGA